AUUUACAACAAUGGUACGAAACAAAGAUUUAAUUCAAACGCCUAGAUGAAUAAAAAUGCGAAUAUUUACAUCGCACACUCCGAGGUGUUAGACUUGUCAGUCAAAAAAUAGAUAAAGAAAUAACUCAUUUCAAAUUAAUACUUUAUUACCGAAUAAAUUAAAACGUUUCAAGCUCUAUAUUCUCUAUUUUAUUUAGUUUACUCCGAAGACACUAAGCUAGAAAGAACUUCAUGCAGAUGCAAUGGAUGUUUUUCCAAACACCAUCAUGGACGUAUUUCUAAUAUUAGAUAAAAUUUUCGUAAUAUGACGAAGGAAUGGAAUUACCUAUAGUCAUAUAGAUAAAUUUCGAAAUAUGAUCCUAUCGCGGGCCAGUAGUUUCAUCUACAAAGUAAACACAAUUAUAUCGGGGCAGCUUAUAUUGAUUUUCAAUUUUAUUGUUGACUAAUUUAACACGUACCAAAAAAAAUCGAAAUGAAUGAAGUUCGUAGUUUAAUAACUAAUUCUGCUAAUACGACGUUUACAUAUGAGGAAAAUAGUGAUAAGAAAAUGUGUCGUUUUGGAUUUUAUACCAAAAUGUUAUUAUGGCAAAAAAUUACUUUUUGGGCUUGUAUAGCAUUAUUCAUCGUAAUAUUCUUAGCAUUCGUGAUAAUAUGGGUUAUAUUUCCGUUAGUGUUUAUGAACCAGAUAUCAAUCCAGAGGUUUUUUAUAUUUUUCAAUUUUAAUGAUCCUAAAAAUCCAGACUUCAACCACCCCGAAAAUUAUGGUUAUAAAGGCGUAGCUAAUUUCUACCUAACAACAAAAAAUUCCAAAGAUGAUGAGCUGUUAAGUAUAGGAGCUUGGUUAUUGAUACCAGAUAGUGAAAUCAACAAUACAGUCAUUCGGGCACAUAAUGCCGAAACAGUCAGCGAAUUGUUGCAAAACACAAAAUAUCCUAUAGUUUUGUACCUCCACGGAGUAGCGUGUAAUCGAAUAAAACCUAUGGAAACGUAUAAAGUGUUGAGAAAAAAAUUUAUGUUAGUUGCAGUUGAUCAUCGAGGUUAUGGUGAUUCUGGUCCAAACGUACCUCCUUCUGAAGAAGGUAUAGUAAACGAUACUGUUCAAAUAUACAAAUGGAUUCGAUCACAUACAAAAAAUGACAUUUACGUAUGGGGACACUCUUUAGGAGGAGCCCUAGCCGUCCAUUCAGUUAAACGUUUGAAACUAGAAAAUAUUAUUCCUAUGGGACUUAUUCUAGAAUCAACUUUCACUACAAUCAGAGAAGAAAUUCCAGCUACACAAAUAGGAAAAAUGUUUUCAUGGUUAUUAUGGUUUGAAGCAACCGUUUUAAAUCCGCUUGAGAAGAACGGAUUCCACUUCAAAUCUACCACAAACAUUCUAGACGUAGACUGCCCUAUAAUGCAUUUGCACGCCCAAGACGAUUUUGUUAUACCUUGGACGCUUGGUAAAAAGCUCAUUGAUGUGGCAAUCAAUGAAAGAGAGAUACCGCCCCAAGGAAAUGUUACUUAUCAUAUAUUUGGAAAAUUAGGUUAUGGGCAUACUGGUUUAACAAGUGAUUCAAAUAUUCCGAAAUUUAUUGAUGAAUUUAUAGGAUUAUGCAGGGAUCAAAAUAAACAGAAAGGAUAGUUUAGUUAGGACCCUUGAUAAAAUGAAUAAAUAGAAAACAAUAUAUAAUUGUUACCAAAAAUUGUACAAAAUGUUUUAUUAAAAUAUAUUUUUGUAUCAAAUUUC
Molecule: messenger RNA, 1728 nt
Organism: Diorhabda carinulata
Lineage: Eukaryota; Metazoa; Arthropoda; Insecta; Coleoptera; Chrysomelidae
Product: lysophosphatidylserine lipase ABHD12-like
Exons: 10
Coding region: 472-1623 (383 amino acids)
Biological process (GO): phosphatidylserine catabolic process; monoacylglycerol catabolic process
Cellular component (GO): endoplasmic reticulum membrane
Molecular function (GO): monoacylglycerol lipase activity; phosphatidylcholine lysophospholipase A1 activity
Source: RefSeq, a predicted model, not a curated record